Papaver somniferum (opium poppy) is the source of this 984-nucleotide messenger RNA. Its product is annotated as putative F-box protein At1g32420. The record is from RefSeq and is a predicted model, not a curated record. Lineage: Eukaryota; Viridiplantae; Streptophyta; Magnoliopsida; Ranunculales; Papaveraceae. The coding region runs from base 1 to 984 and encodes 327 amino acids. The transcript has a single exon.
AUGAGGGAGUUGGGUUUACACUCUUAUGGUCAAGUUCUUAAACCUGUGAAUGGUUUGAUGUGUGUUGUUGAUAAGGAUAAUAAUGCUAUAUGCGUACGCAAUAUCACUACUGGUGAAGCAACAUCAUGGAUUCAAACAACUAUAGAUGUCGAACGGACUGAAGGGUACAAGCUGCUACAGAAAUUUAAAAUUUAUGAAUUUGGAUGUGAUCCGACCACAAUGGAACACAAAGUCAUAUGCAUCUUGAGUAUGUGUAAAACACAAAGUUGCACUCAGUACGAAGUUUGUGAGGUCUUGACGGUAUGCGAUAAUACGUGGACAAGGAUCAAUGCUGUUCCCGGCCUACCUUAUGAUUAUAACCUUAAAGAGUCUGUUAAUGUGAAUGGUGUUAUAUAUUGGUUCACUUGUAAAUAUCUGGGCAACUCCAACAAGCAUGAAUAUCCAUCUUUCAUACUGGCAUUCGAUGUUGGAAAAGAGAAGUUCAGAAAGAUUACAUUACCUAAUUCCUACCUGGAUAAGCCGUGUGAUCAUAUCUUGUACUUCUGUUGUUCUACCUUAUUACAAGUGGAUGGGCAUGUUGCCCUAAUGCGUAGACAGAGUGAUCGAACUGUCAAGUUAUGGCUAUUAAAUGAUAAAAACAAGGAGAGUGGAACUAAAUCUGGUACUGACACCAAUUGGUAUGCGGAUACUAUCACAUUACCGUCGGAUAUAAGUUGGGAUGAAAAGAGCAGACCUCAAUUUUACAGUGUUGAGGGAACAGACCGUAUAAUAAUAGAGACCAAUAAAGAUUAUUAUAGACAUGUUUGUCAUGCUUCUCUGCAUUCUUAUAAUUGGAAGAAAAGGAGUUUCGGUGAGGUUAAAUUCAAUGGGAUGCCCUACUCAGUUCCAUGUUGCUCCAGUAUUAAUCAUUUCAGAACAUUCAGCGAAAGCCUUUUGCCUGUUCAGAAGAAGCUAAGACAAAGUACCACCUUGCAACUUGGAUAG